Molecule: messenger RNA, 4475 nt
Organism: Podarcis muralis (Common wall lizard)
Lineage: Eukaryota; Metazoa; Chordata; Lepidosauria; Squamata; Lacertidae
Gene: UGDH
Product: UDP-glucose 6-dehydrogenase
Biological process (GO): glycosaminoglycan biosynthetic process
Cellular component (GO): nucleus
Molecular function (GO): UDP-glucose 6-dehydrogenase activity; NAD binding
Source: RefSeq, a predicted model, not a curated record
GCCACCGCUUCAGGGCGCUCGCCUGGGUGUGCAGCGAGGAUUUGAGGCCGAGCUCUGGGGCAGCAGCAGCAACAAGGCCGAAGCGGCCCCGGAGGCCUUGCCUGCCGCCACACCCAGCCCGCUUCCCUUAGCGCGGGAAGCCAGAGGCGACUAGGCCUCGGGCAGCGGCAGCAGCGUUUUCUUGGGCCUCGCUGGGGAAGAAGGUAGAGGCCGGCUUGGGAGCCUCGGCCCAGAGUGUCUGGGGAAACCUAGCCAAAUGGGCGGGGUUUAAAUUUUAAUAAUAAAAAUAAAAAUAUCAGCACCUUCGCCAGAGGAAGGAGGCGGAAGCGAGAGGCAGAAUAAGAGACUCCGCUCGUCCCCUCAAGAUCCUUGAGGACACCUCGCUCUCCCAAACGAUUCCCACCCGCAUUUUAUGCUUCCCCAUAAAUCUCCCCGCCUCCUCUCUCCGGUAGGAGCUGCUCGCCUCGGCCGCCUCCAAAUACCUCCAGGCUCCAAAAAUAAAUCUCAUUUCCCCGCACUGCCUCCUCCUUUCGUCCCCGAUCCCUUGCAUGGGCUUCUGCUUUUCCUCCCUCCGAGAUCCAGGGAUCCUUCGCCGCCCGCCGCUCUCAGCCCCCCUGCGGAUUUCUUCCAGCUUUCUCGCUCUUUUCCAGCCAUCCCAGUACUGUUUCCCCAGUAACCCGCUUUCAUUCAUUCAUCCAUCCAUCCUGCAAACUCCCAAACAUUCCUCGUUGGCUCUUCCGCAGCGCGAGAUCUCCUAACCCGAUCGCCGCCUUCCUUUUUCGCUCCUCCCGGCCAGAUCUUCGCCAUCCUCCCGCCCCCGGGCCCCACUUUUCCCUCCCACUGCCCGGGCGGGAAAGGGGAGGGAUCCGCCGCUGCCCUCCGGGGGGGAAAUAGAGGAAAGCGGCUCUUUAAAAGCGGGGCGGCGCCGGCGCCUGGGAUCCACUCGCCUGCUCGAUCCCUGCCUGGCCGCAUCCGCUCCUGCUCCGUCCAGCUGCGGCACAGCCUCCUUCGCUUCCUGCCCAUCCGAGGCACCGGGACCGCGGAUCGCUAACAAUCAUGUUUGAAAUUAAGAAAAUCUGCUGCAUUGGUGCUGGUUAUGUAGGUGGACCAACGUGUUCUGUCAUUGCACAUAUGUGUCCGAAAAUUAAGGUCACUGUUGUUGAUGUCAAUGAAGCUAGAAUCAAUGCAUGGAAUUCCGAUACGCUUCCAAUUUAUGAGCCAGGGCUAAAAGAAGUGGUAGAAUCCUGCAGAGGAAAGAAUCUCUUUUUUUCUACCAGCAUUGAUGAUGCCAUCAGAGAUGCUGAUCUUGUGUUUAUUUCUGUUAAUACCCCAACAAAGACCUAUGGCAUGGGAAAAGGUCGGGCAGCGGAUCUGAAAUACAUUGAGGCGUGUGCGAGACGGAUCGUGCAGAACUCAAACGGAUACAAAAUUGUGACUGAGAAAAGCACCGUCCCUGUCCGUGCUGCAGAGAGCAUUCGUCGUAUAUUUGAUGCCAACACGAAACCUGACUUAAAUUUGCAGGUUCUGUCUAACCCAGAAUUCCUAGCUGAAGGCACAGCAAUCAAAGACCUGAAGAAUCCAGACCGUGUGCUGAUUGGUGGAGAUGAGACGCCCGAGGGUCAGAAAGCAGUUCGCGCUCUGUGUGCUGUCUAUGAGCAGUGGGUGCCCAAAGAGAAAAUCCUUACAACCAACACUUGGUCAUCUGAACUUUCCAAACUGGCAGCUAAUGCUUUCCUCGCCCAGAGAAUCAGCAGUAUCAACUCCAUAAGUGCUCUUUGCGAGGCAACAGGUGCGGACGUUGAAGAAGUUGCAAGAGCCAUUGGAAUGGACCAAAGGAUUGGAAGUAAAUUUCUGAAAGCCAGUGUUGGAUUUGGUGGGAGCUGUUUUCAAAAAGAUGUUCUGAAUUUGGUUUAUCUCUGUGAGGCUCUGAACUUGUCAGAAGUCGCUCGUUACUGGCAACAGGUGAUUGACAUGAACGACUAUCAGAGGAGAAGAUUUGCUUCUCGGAUCAUUGACAGCUUGUUUAACACUGUCACCGACAAGAAGAUUGCUAUUUUGGGAUUUGCAUUCAAGAAAGACACCGGAGACACAAGAGAGUCCUCCAGCAUCUACAUCAGCAAGUAUUUAAUGGAUGAAGGAGCGAAACUUCAUAUCUACGACCCUAAAGUGCUAAAGGAACAAAUCAUUCUAGAUCUUUCUCAUCCAGGUGUAUCUGAAGAUGAUCAAGUGUCUCGACUGGUCACCAUUAGCAAAGACCCGUAUGAGGCCUGUGAUGGAGCCCAUGCCCUAGUUAUCUGCACCGAGUGGGACAUGUUUAAGGAGCUGGAUUACGAGCGAAUUCACAAAAAGAUGUUGAAGCCAGCGUUCAUCUUUGAUGGCAGAAGAGUCCUUGAUGACCUUCAUAAUGAAUUGCAGGGCAUUGGCUUCCAGAUUGAGACAAUUGGGAAGAAGGUGUCGGCAAAAAGGAUUCCGUUUGCUUCUUCAUGUGACAUACCAAAGUUUAGCUUGCAGGAUCCUCCUCUGAAGAAGCCAAGGGUAUAGGUUUCAAUUGUCACAGAAGGGCUCUUCCCAUGUGAGCUGUAAACCAGCAUGAAUUAAAACAAAAAAACGGGGGGAAAUGGGACACAAUGGAGCCAAAGUUAAGUGCUUGUCCUUUUGAUAUCAAUGGGACAGGUAAUCAUGUCCUCAAAUAUUUCCUUUUGAGAUCAACAGGACUAAAAACUACUUAACUCUGACUGAAUCAUGCUGAAUAUUUUCUCAUAAUGAAGACAUUUUUUUCAAUAAUAGCAUUGUAGCUGGGACAUUUCAAUCCAGAAUCUGUUUUAUAAUCUCUAUUUUUAUAAUACUGGAACUUUUGUCAUUGAAGUGAAAAACUGUACAGUCAUAGAUGAUUUUAGUAAUUUUUAUAUAUAUAUAUAAACUCAGCUUCAACCUUCCAAGACUUCCUACUCUGUGAGGUUUACAAACUGCACUUUAAAUUUUUAUGAUGUUGCAAUCCAAAAGAGAAAAGGGAUUUUCCCAUCUUGUUUGAUACGCUAAUCUGUACUAUGCCAUGCAACAUUGCUCAUUUUAAUUUGACUCUAGGCAGGUGUGGGCAGCUUGCUCAAGGAUAGCUUCUCUUUUUACCAUAAUAUGUGAACCACGGGGCUCAAUGGAAGGUCUGUUGCUCCCAUGAAACACCACAUCUUCCUAUUUUGGUGUUGGGAUGGCUGCAGAGAUGGGUUUUCGGGAUCAGAAGGCAGCCUGAAGUCAAUACAUUCCUUGUGGUAACGUUAUAAUAAAAUCAAUGAUUGAUUAUUUGUUAUCCUGAGACUUGCUGCCUGGGACAAGCUGCCUCAUUCCUAUCCUGUCCUUUCAGCAGCAGGUUCUUGUCUAUAAAAUAACAUGCCUCUAUAGAACUGGCUGAAAAUAUGGUACUAAGCAGUGUAUGAAUCAUACGCAAUAUAACUUUACAAACCUGAGAGCCCUAUUAAAGAGGAAUGGUCUGGAUAUGUGCUCUAUAUUUUGCUAACUGUUCUACCAUUACAGCACGACUGUAACUAGCCACAAACCUGAUCAUCAGAAGUCAUUAAAAAUCCUCCCAAGGCAAGCAGGCAGAUAAGCUUUUUACAACAUGGAGUCUGUACUUUAUUCUCUUAGGUACACAAGCAUGGGCUAGUAGCUUUUACAGCCUCCGCUGAAAGUUAGAGAAUAAGGAAGUUUUCAUUUCCCGAUUGUAGCCAAAAGCUGCUUCUAUUUGGUUUCAACAACUUUUGAUUUCAUCCAGAAAUAAAAGUGGUUUUUCCAAGUUUCUGCAGUGGCUCUGAAGUCAAAUUCCUACUACAGCAAAUGCUGUCUUUACUAGAAGAUCACACUAUGUCCAGUUCUUUCUAGAUCAUAGAUUUAAUUUUACUAGAGCAAGGGUUCUUAAAGUGAAAGCUCUGCAUGUUGGUAAAAACAGGCAGAUUCCUCCUUUCCCAAUUAACCAGGGCAUUGAGCUAGGAAGUGGAAUUCCAAUUAGCGCAUUGUUAGUGGCUCUUUAAUCUACACCCCCAAUUCUAUUCAACUUGCUAAAAGUCAUACAACGGCCACCUGUUUUUAAUUGUUUUUUGGGCUUCCUACAUUCUUAUACUUUGGGAGUGGAAGCAUAGCAAAAGCUCACAAUCCUUCCUCUUUCCUUCGAUCAACUGCAAGCACUGCUCCCUAGAGCUGCCUUUCUGGCAAAACAGUCUCCCAAACCAUUUUCAUUAACAUAUUUUUUUGCAUUAAGUCCAAUUUCUGGAAGGGACAUCACUCCUAAAGCAACCGCAUAUCGUUCAUGACUGCCGUGAAACACAAUGGUUUCCCACUGCUGUUUCAACACUUAACGCUCAAGAAUAUUGCCAGAACAAAAAGUUCACAUAGUUCCAGCAGAACAGAACCUUAUGUCAUAUGUUAUAAUCUGCUUACUACCUCACUGUGAUUACAAAAAUAAAUCUUUGUCUACUCAUUGGUAA